UUGAGAGCUCAUUUCCUUUUAGUGCUGAAUAAUGUUACAUUGCCUGGAUGUACCAUGGUUUACUUAUUAAUUCACCAAAUGAAGGACAAGUUGGUUGCUUCCAAGUUUUUGAAAUUGUGAAUAAAGCUGUUAUAAACUUCCAUGUGCAGGUUUUUGUAUCCAUGUGCAGGUACACAAGCUUUUAAUUCCUUUGGGUAAAUACCGAGGGGUACAAUUGCUGGAUCGUAUGGUAGGAGUAUGUUUAGUUUUGUAAGAAACUGUCCAGCUGUCUCCCAAAGUGACUGUUCCAUGUUUGCAUUCCCACCAGCAAAAGAGGAAAGCUCUUGUUGUUCCACAUCCUUGUCAGCAUUUGGUGUUCUCAGUGUUACAGAUGUCUGGCCAUUCUGAUAGACCAGGAUAGGUAGGUGGACAGCAGAACAGUGUGGCCCUGCAGAAGCUGAAGCCUGACACUCCUUACACCAUCACCCUGUCCUCCCUGUGUUGUGAUGUGGAAGGAGGUCGGGUGACAGGAAGAAGCAAUACCAGAUAACACAGACAAAUGAACAAACUAUGCUCUGAGGCCAAGAUACCUUGUGGAGGGAUGAGACAUGUACCUGAUGAUCACAUUUUUUCCUUUAUUCACUACUUCAACAGAACCUUUGAAUACCUCGGUGUACGACCCUUCCACCAGCACUUUUAAUGUUCGCUGGGAGCACACAGAGCAAAAUCCUCAUCAGUACAAGCUCUUCUAUGCACCCACAGCAGGUGCCAAUCCCUGGGAAUACCAAUGAUGCCGUUCUUAGGAAUCUGCAGCCAGAUGUCCCAGACACCGUUACAGUGGUUCCCCUUUAUCCUGAGGGCGAUGGAGGGCGUACACCAGACACUGGAAGGACAUGGAAUGGUGAGAGGACUGGCCAGAAAUGUCCAAGUGUACAAUCCACUGAACAGCGGGGACAUUGGCUGGACCCUGCCCCUGGCUGGUGCAGCAGCACCACGUGUGUGCGCUCCCCUGGCUGGCACGAGGCCCCCGGAACCUGAGAGAGAGGGCAAGACCAGGAGAAGACAGGUCCAGGUGAGGGCAGGUCCAGGAGAGGGCAGGCCAGGACUGCACUACACUUAGCCUGCGCCAGCGGCCAGUCAUCAGUGGUGGCUCUCCUUAUCCAGUGGAAGUGUGACCUGGAUGCUCGUGAUGAGGAAAGCAAGACAGCUCUCAUCAAGGCUGUACAAUGCCAGAAAGAAGUGUGUGUCACUAUCCUGCUGAAACAGGGUGCUGACCCAAAUCUUGCGGACAACUGUCAGAACACUGCUCUGCAUUACGCCGUCUUGGCUGAAGAUACAUCAAUUGCAGCAGAGCUGCUCCACUAUAAGGCAAACAUCGAGGCGAUAAACCAGUCUAACUUCACACCAUUUUUAGUCGCCGUCAGGGAGAACAAAGAAGAGAUGGUCAAAUUUUUGAUUGAGAACGGGGCAAAUGUACAUGCAGUCGACAAGAUGCAAAGAUCAGCGCUCAUGCUUGCUGUGUUUCAUGACUCACCGGACACAGUCAAGCUGCUGCUUCAGAAGCACGUUAAUGCCAGUUCUCGAGAUUUACACGGAAUGUCUGCUGAAAGAUAUGCUUGUCGUAAUGGUUUUAAACAGUAAGUGUUUACAUUAAAAUGGCAGUUAUCUGUAAAUUGAGGUUGAAAAUGACCUAACUGUUACUUGUUACAUGACAGGUGAGAGUUCCUAGUUGGGAGCAGGCACUUUGGGGAUGGCAGUGAGACCCUCCCCAUCACCAGCUGGAAACCAGCAAAAGGCCAGACUAGUGAGAUGGAGCAGUGGGCACGGGGUUCUUUAUCUCAGGGUUUGUAAGACCUUUAUCCUUAGGGUCCUACUGGUCUCCAUUUCAUUUCAGUGUAACCCCUAUGAAUGGGGUUCAAGUAAUGUCACAUAUCUGAUUUUUCUAACUAGUCAUUUGGGUCUUGAAAUGUUUAGCAGAGCAGAAAAUCCUGUAUUUUCCUUUGGGGGCUUUCUUCUAUAAUCUUCCUGUUGAAUUUUUCAAGAACAUAAGGGAUUCCCUAAGGCCACAGUGACAAUCCUCUCCCAAAGACAUUGGGGCAGGGCGAGGGCAUGCUAAUCGUUCUCUUGUUUCCCUUGAUUCUGUUGCUGCAGCGUUGGUACUAAAACUAGUUUUAACAGGAUCUCCUUGGCAGCUGAGUCUGGGUCUGGAUGUUGCUCUCUAAAGACCUUUAAUAAAAUUUUAAAAGAAGAAAAGGAAAAAGAAACUGGUCGUGCAGUCGGGUCAUGACUGACCUCUGCUCCCGGGAUGCCUGUGCUGAUCCAGUUUCCGCGGUCUUCGUGGCGAUCGACACGUAAACUUCGGCGUGACAGCUUGUUUAGUUCUCAUACAUAUGCUUGUAUGAGGUCAUAUAUUUAUAAAUGAGUUUAGCUACAAGUUAUAUAGUAGCUGAGGUGUCCUGAAUUAUAAACCACGAAGAACAGCUAAUCACCAUAAUUUGUAACAUUUUCUGAAAACUGCCACAUCUAAAUGUUACACCUAUAAAAAAAACACACAUUGGGUUUUAUUUGGGAUUCUCAAAUAGUUCCAGCAUUAAAGUUCAAGAACAGAUUAUUCCAUUCUUCCCCUAUUUCUCUCAGCAUCUGAGGAAUACAUUAUCUCAUUAAAUCUUUGUAAUAGUCUUAUGAGUAUUAAUAACUAAUUGCCUAACAAGACAGUAAGAUCCCAGUUUUAUAAAGGAAGACUUUGAGCUGAAGAGAAGCCCCUUUUCCAGGAACAAAUAGCUGUUGGUUAUAGAGCUGGGACUUCUGAGUUCGAGACACUUACCUUAUGUCAGGCUCGCUCUAGUUUACUUACUGAGCUGUACUGCCCUCAGUUCAUGACUACUUCACCUUCCUUUUUUUUCUUUUUUAAUUAUACAUCCUAAAUUUAAAAGUGUAGAUUGUACAAGUUUGAAGUAUAUGGGACAGUUGAAGUUUUGAUAUUACCUCUGAUAUUGUCUGAAAUAAUCUAAGAAUUUAAUAUACUUGGUAAUUGUUUUUGAUAUUAGUAUUCAAGUAGUAAUAUUUAUUUAUCCCAUUUUUUUAUACACAGCCUUUACCAGCUGAUUGUCGACUACACAGAUGGAAAUAUAGCAACUACUCCCCCUCAAAAUACCGACCUAGGACAGAGUUCUGCUAAGAAGAGAUUACCUUCUUCGCGUACUGGGGCAGAAAACAUCAAAGAAAAGUUGCAAUUGUCUGGCAAGGACGACAAAGAAGAAAUGGUUGUCGAGUUGGGAACCAGCAAUGGCAGCCGCAUGGAUCCACUGAAGAAUGUUGAGCAGAAGAGUAAGAAGAUUCGACCGGAUUUAGUGGUUGAGGUUUCACCGAGGAAUGAAGAUAUCUCUGUCAUCAGCGUUUCACCCAAACAUGAUAUUGAUGAUUCAAGGCCUCCAUCAGAUGAUGACUUAGCUCUUACUCCCAAGAGUACCUCCGAGAUUCAACUAUGGAGCCAUGUUGGUCAUUUAUCUGGAGCUGCAGGUCUAGGAGAAAAAAAUACAUUAAAUGGACAAAUAGAAAAUUCUGAUAGGUUAUUGAAAAUUCAGGAUCCAGUUGAUUCAUUCCGAUCAAUAGAACUUAAAGAAUCUUACUGCACACAACUUAGAGGAAAACUUAAAGAAAUGGAAAAGAAUGUGAACUGGCUACACACAGAGCUGCUGAAAACAAGAGAAGCAAAAUCACAGUUAAAACUUCAAAAUAUGGAGUGGGAACGAGAGCUCCGCCACAUGAGAUUCACAUUAGAACAAGAAACAAAGAAGAAGAAAAAUGCUUAUACAUUAUAUGAAAAACCUGAGGAUGAUUUAAAAAGAAAAGAGAAACAAGACAAUGAGCAAGUUUUCCUGAAGCAACAGAUUGAAAGCACUGCCCGAGCACUAGAAUGCAAACCGAAGGGCGUAAGGAAUAAACCAAAUCAGGUUUUAGAAGAGCGAAAUGACGCUGAGAGACAACGUUCUCGACUGCAGAAUGCCAGAGUAAUACAAGAUGACAUCCUGGCCCAUCAUCUUUCCCAACAAAAGGAGGCAGAAAAGGCUAAUAAGGAAAUGAAUGCUGAGGACACGAUGGAUUUUAAGCUGUCUGACCCAAAAGAUAGCAGCGAGGUGCUUCCUCAGCAAGUUCCUGAAGCUGAACGUCAAUUCCGUGGCCCAGAAAUUGAGCUCCAUCCCAGGAAAGAUGCUCUUAGACCAACGACGUUGUUAUUAGAAUGCGUGCAUAGAGACCGAGGCCAAGCCCAGCGUUCAAACAAGGAAACUGAACCCUUGUCUCAGAGCAAACAAGGGGAAUUCAGCAAAUACAUUGGAAAGCAGAUGUUCUUGAAGGAGACAAUAUGUAAACUACAAAGUGAAAACACGUUGCUUCGACAGCAACUGGAAGUUGCUCAAAAUGAAGGCAGAAGCGAAGAGACAAUACUUAAUGCCCCACAGCUGUUUCUGGAUCACAUGGGAAAACUUGAAGCCAUGAGCAGACGAGUUCUGAUGCUGGAGGAAGGAAACAAGGAGUUAAUCGAUGAAUGCAGAUGUUUAAAGCACAGACUGUGUCAGUAUGAAACAGACAGAGCAGAAAUGGAAGCCCAUAUCAGACAGCUUGAACAAGAACUGACUGACACCCGAAAGAGAGUGUCCAUGUUGGAAGCGUCCCUGGAGGUGACAGCACAUCAUAAGACUAAUUCAGAAAACAAGAGACGGGAUGGAGAGAGGAAGUCACAUCAAACUGCGAAUCCAAAUGCUGAUCUGCCAGCAAAAGAGGAGUCUACAUCUUCAGUAGUUCUCCAUCUGAGUGCAGAAACUCAGCUUCUUCUAAAGGAGUUGUUACCUGUGAAAGAGUUGCAAAGGAAAUGUGAAGCACUAGAGGAGGAGAAGAAGAAGUUGGAGGAAGAAGCAGUAAAUCUGAGGCGUCACCUCGAAAUGAACCCAGUGGAACGCAGCCAAGUGGAGCAUUACAAGCGGGAGCCUGGAGAGCAAGCAAGACGGGAUGCAGUAGAAGCACUGAAAGAACUCAGGCGAGCUGUGCAGCACAGACAGGAAACUGAAGAACAAGCAAGACAUGAUGUAGUAGAGAAACUAAAAGAAAUCAGCCAGUUUUUACAGGCACAAGCAGGAUUUCAAGAAAACGUGUUGAAAGAGUAUAAGCGUGCUUCAGUUAGUCAAACGGAACCCAGAGUUAAAGAUCUGGAGCCUGAACUUAAAAGUGAUUGUAAUGAAAACAGAUUGGAAAAAUACAAACAACUAUACCUGCAAGAGCUAGAAAAUAGAAAGUCUUUGGCAAGUGAACUUACCUCGGUUAAUGAGAGGCUGGCCGAGGUGAGCACUAAGCUUCUGCUGGAGAGACAGCACAGGAGCUCUUUCCCUGGCUUUGUUCCUGCAAGGCCUGUUGGCGCACCGCCUUCUGCUGCAGGUACUAGCGUGGAGGCCAAAAGGAGUCCUACUCAAAGAAGGCGCUUCAGGACUUUUUCCGACCCUUCAACUAACUUGAGCGUUCCCUUGUUCCGGAUGCGGAAGUAGUUGGAGAAUAAUACAGAUAAAGAAUUAAAAGAAGCUACUACUGAACUCGGAUCUAAGUCCUAGAGACUCUCUCACAGCCUUGAUGGACGAAUCAAGUCUAAGUCCAGAUCUGGUUUCGAAAGCACGUGAAGAAUAUGUGGAGAUUUUGAAGAAUAAUUAUAUGAUGUGCAAGAUAAAUUGUAAACAUUUACCUGCUGGGCUGUUUGCUUAACAUUUUAUUUACUUUCCAUUAUGUAAGAUACUGACCCUGUUUAUUAAGGGAAAAUACUCUUGCAUUCUAUGGGCAUGAUUAAAAUUGAUGUAGUAUUUUAAA
This is a messenger RNA of Camelus dromedarius (Arabian camel), 5829 nucleotides long. Its product is annotated as ankyrin repeat domain-containing protein 26-like. The record is from RefSeq and is a predicted model, not a curated record. Lineage: Eukaryota; Metazoa; Chordata; Mammalia; Artiodactyla; Camelidae. The coding region runs from base 3240 to 5516 and encodes 758 amino acids. The transcript is spliced from 25 exons.